Molecule: messenger RNA, 1370 nt
Organism: Molossus molossus (Pallas's mastiff bat)
Lineage: Eukaryota; Metazoa; Chordata; Mammalia; Chiroptera; Molossidae
Exons: 4
Coding region: 57-1370 (437 amino acids)
Biological process (GO): cell surface receptor signaling pathway
Cellular component (GO): plasma membrane
Source: RefSeq, a predicted model, not a curated record
ACCCCGAGACCACAGCCAGUCCUGGCCUAGGCCUUGCCCGUCGGCCCGGAUCCACCAUGGGCUCCAGGCUGCUCUGCUGUGUGGCCCUCUGUGUCCUGGGAGCAGGUCCCUUGGACACAGCAGUUUUCCAGACUCCAAAAUACCUCAUCGUGCAGGUGGGGAAUGAGGAAUCCCUACGUUGUGAGCAAAAGCUGGGCCAUAACGCUAUGUACUGGUAUAAGCAGGACUCCAAGAAGUUGCUGAAAAUUAUGUUUACCUACCGUCUUCAGAAGCUUAUUCUAAAUGAAACAGUUCCAAGUCGUUUCUUACCUGAAAAUCCUAGCGAAGAUCUUCUGAAACUUCAGGUCAACUCCAUGGAGCCAGGUGACUCUGCCGUGUAUUUCUGUGCCAGCAGCCUAGACACAGCCUUGCAAAGUCACGGCCUCCCUGUGCACAAACCCACCCCGCUGGCCCAGCCAGGAACCUGUGGAAACAACAUGAUCACUGGAGCUCUCUUCAUCUCACUGGGAGACCCAUAUUGGGGUUUCAUCUGCAGUACAGCCCAGGGUACCCAGUGGGGUAGUUCUACAGUCUAUAUGCUAGAAGUCUCACUGAAUUCUACUCAUCAGCUAGACUCCCAGGGAACCUAUCUGAGGCAUAACAGGGAGGAAGGACCAUCCCUGGGGGAUGGGGAAACUGUCAGGGACAGUGACAUCACAAGCAGAUCGACCAACCAAGGCCCAGGAGACCAGAGCACGGCCCCCUGCCAGGACAGCCUAGUCACAAGGCCACUGGGCCCUGAGGCCACCAUCGGAGGCUGGCUGCUCUGCUGUGUGGCCCUCUGUCUGCUGGGAGCAGUCCGCAUGGACACUGGCGUUACUCAGACACCAAGGCACCUAGUCAUGGGGAGGACAAGUAGGAAGUCUGUGAAAUGCGAGCAACACCUGGGACAUAAUGCUAUGUAUUGGUAUAAACAGCGCGCUCAGAAGCCUCCAGAGCUCAUGUUUGUCUUCCAGUUAAAGAAACUCGUUGAAAAUAUGACUGUGCCAAGUCGCUUCUCACCCAAUUGCUCAGACAGCUCUCAGUUAUACCUGCACCUGGAUGGCCUGGAGCCAGAGGACUCGGGCGUGUACCUCUGUGCCAGCAGCAAGGACACAGCCUUGCAGAGUCACCUUCUCCCUGUGCAGAAACCUCCUGGGUCCAGCCCGGAAGCUGUGGGGCGACCACGAUGCGGCUCAGCAUUUCCCGUGAGACUCUCAACAGAAAUCUCAGAGCAGGAUGCUCCCUGUCAAUGUACUGAACAUGGCAACGCUCAGUGUCCUGCACACAAACCUCCUGGGGCCUUGCCUGUCCUUGUCCUGAACAAGACUGUACCUGGACAGAAAUGUUGA